GUUGAUGUCUUCUUCACAAAUACAAUAUUCAAUCCCUCGUCUCAUCAUGCAUUACAAUCGCAUCGCCGUAUAUUCACACCGGGGCUGGGCCAGCUCCGCGAUUGUCCAAGCUCUCAUUGCAUCAGGCGCUUACACCAAGGUCCUUUAUCGGCCUGGUUCCGAUAUCUCUAGCCUCCCUAGCACUGUUAGCACUGUGGAGAUUGACGUGGCUGAUCAGUCAGCUGUCAUUGAUGCACUCAAGGAUAUCGAUAUCGUCAUCUCUCUCGUUGGCCAUGAAGGCGUUCUUCGACAACUUCAGCUUGUCUCGGCCAUUGCCAAAACCAAUGUGCAGCUGUUCGUGCCCUCAGAUCUAGCCGCCCGGUAUGACGAGCAAGGCAUGCGUAUCCCUGUCAACAACAAUAAGGGUAUGGUGGAGGCAGCUGCACAGGCUGCAGGCAUUCCUACAACAGUGGUUUUGCCGGGCAACUUUGCCGAGUUUGCCUUGGCCACAAGAGCAAUGGGUGUGGAUAUCGUCAACAACAGAAUUAUUUUCACAGGUCAUAGUGCUACUCACCCUGUCAAUCUUUGCACAAGAUCCUACGUGGCAGCCGCGUACGCAUCUAUUUUUGCUUCGACUUCGAUCGACCGACUCAAAAACCGUACACUAGCCUUGGCAGAGCUGCGUCCAACCGGAAAUGAUAUAGCUGCAGCCUUGUCGGAGAAAUUCGGCGCAGCGAGCCUUACUACCUCGGAGUCUAUCCCCUCAAUUAAUGCAAAGAUUGAGGCAGCUCUGGACACAGGCAAGGGCUUUGCCUUGCCAUACUACUGUCGCAAGAUCUGGGGAACUGGACAGCAGGCGAACAUGGUUGGAUCCGACGUGUGGGACGAUCCAAAACUAGCCAAAGCCUCGCUGCAGGAGCUGCUGGUCGAGGGCAAGUUGCAAGACUAUCGUGAGCCACCGCCAGGUGUAAAUGAAUUCUUUGCGACUUGGUAUGAGUCGUGUCAGUAGCUCUGAGUCAUUACUAAGCCCAAUUAACUGCUCUUGUUGUCCGCG
Messenger RNA from Aspergillus uvarum CBS 121591, 1033 nucleotides. RefSeq names its product NAD(P)-binding protein. Lineage: Eukaryota; Fungi; Ascomycota; Eurotiomycetes; Eurotiales; Aspergillaceae. The coding region runs from base 47 to 988 and encodes 313 amino acids. The record is from RefSeq and is a predicted model, not a curated record. The transcript has 4 exons.